CCCGGCAGGUGGCACAUGUCUGAGGUUAUCCAGGCUGUCUUCUUUGGGAUUUGUGUCUUGACCGACUUGUCCAGUCUUCUCACUAGAGGAAAUGACAGUCAAGAACAAGAGAGGCAGCUGAAAAAACUCAUUUCCCUCCGUGACUGGAUGAUGGCUGUUCUAGCUUUCCCAGUUGGAGUGUUUGUCGUGACGAUGUUUUGGAGCAUCUAUAUCUAUGACAGGGAACUGGUUUACCCAAAGCUACUUGAUAAUUUUAUACCAGCAUGGCUAAAUCAUGGAAUGCACACAACAGUUUUGCCCUUUGUAUUAAUCGAGAUGAGAACAACACAUCAUCAGUAUCCCAGCAGGAGCUGUGGACUGGCUGCAGUGUGCACCUUCGCUGUUGGCUAUAUUUUAUGGGUGUGCUGGAUUCACCAUGUUACAGGAGUGUGGGUGUACCCGCUUCUUGAGCACCUCAGCCCAGGUGUCAAAAUAAUCUUUUUUGCAGCUGUAACCAUAAUUAUUAAUAUAUUCUACUUGGUGGGAGAGGUCCUGAACAGCUACAUCUGGGAUACACAAAAAUGUAUCGAAGAAGGAAAAGAAAAGCCAAAAUUGGAGUGAACAACAAGAGGCAACACAGAGGAUUGUUUAUGGCUCCAUGGAAGAUUUCUCAUCCCCAACAGAGGUCACCAUGGAGAGGAAUCUUUGGAAAGGAGGAAGUUUAAUGGGCCUUCUGCUCAGUGCAAGGAUAUUUUUGGAUUUUAUAUGGAGGGAAAAUGAUUUUAGCUAAAAAUAAUAAUAUCGUUUCAACCUUCAUUCCUAUUUCUCCAUGCUUGCCUGUGACAUACACAUAUAAGAUGUAUAUUUAUCUCCAUGGCAUUCUCAAUGUGCAUUUCUUGAAUCAAAUAAGUCAUUAAAUCAUUAAAUCAUUAGAUCACUUCUGCCAAGAAGAACGAGUCCAUUCUCUGUAUUGUUUGAGAAAAGCUUAACCAGAUAGGUAUAAUGCAGGGAAACAAAACAAUUCUACAUAUUUCAAAGUACAGCAUACAAGUUAAUUGCAUGAAUGUAUCUAAAGAACAGUUCGGUUUGACUGAAAUAUCAAUGUAACAGCUGCCUUAAAUUUGUGAUGUUAAUAAUUUUAUCAGUCUAGUAAAAUCUUAUUUGCGGUGUUAGAAUAUCUUCUUAAAUAGGCCUAAAUAAAGAACAAAUUAUCCUUGCA
This is a messenger RNA of Corapipo altera (White-ruffed manakin), 1198 nucleotides long. RefSeq names its product androgen induced 1 (gene AIG1). The transcript is spliced from 6 exons. Lineage: Eukaryota; Metazoa; Chordata; Aves; Passeriformes; Pipridae. Bases 16 to 600 code for a protein of 194 amino acids. Gene Ontology annotation, cellular component: membrane; endomembrane system. The record is from RefSeq and is a predicted model, not a curated record.